This is a messenger RNA of Penicillium taxi, 561 nucleotides long. RefSeq lists its product as uncharacterized. The record is from RefSeq and is a predicted model, not a curated record. Bases 1 to 561 code for a protein of 186 amino acids. The transcript has 2 exons. Lineage: Eukaryota; Fungi; Ascomycota; Eurotiomycetes; Eurotiales; Aspergillaceae.
AUGCACCUCCUUUUUCUACUUGGGGCUAUUUCACUUAUAAUAGCCUCUGUUAUCGCUGAUCCAAUUUCGUCCGAGAUCCUAUACUGGCCAGUUGGGGCUCCGCAGCCCUCUGUUCUCGCACACGUCACUUACGACCCAGCAUCCUUGAAAUCCAACCUCGUCUCCUACCAUCCUCCCACAGAUACCCACCAGGAUGAUCUCAUUCGAGUCGGUCUCUACACAGUGACACCUACCAACCCUAAACAGUGGAGUGGAAGUUUGACGUCACUGUCCUCUUUGAUCGAUGAUAAGAACCAACUCACUUUCCGCCUUCAUCUGGGUCCGGCCAGCGAGGCUUAUCAUGUGUCUCUGGCUCUAUCUAUCAAUACUACAUCAGAUCCUCGGGUAGAGGCUGUGUAUAGCAUGCCUGGAACACAGCCGCAUUUGAAUCGACCUGUGGUCUUGAGCCCUGAUGGACAAGCUCCCGAGGAGCCACUGGAGAAGACCAUGCUCCAGAAGUAUUGGUGGGUACUUUUGAUUAUCGUCUUUCUCACCGUGUCCGGUGGUGGUGAUGAAAAGUAA